This is a messenger RNA of Mercenaria mercenaria, 1157 nucleotides long. RefSeq names its product integrator complex subunit 9-like. The transcript has 12 exons. Gene Ontology annotation, biological process: snRNA processing. Gene Ontology annotation, cellular component: integrator complex. The coding region runs from base 1 to 1074 and encodes 357 amino acids. The record is from RefSeq and is a predicted model, not a curated record. Lineage: Eukaryota; Metazoa; Mollusca; Bivalvia; Venerida; Veneridae.
AUGGGGGCUAUGGCAUGGCAUGAUGUAACAAACGUAGAGUAUAGACAGUCCACGGUCGUGGCAGCUGUCCUGUUGGAUAUUUUGUGUGUAAGUCAGGAAGGGAAACCGCGGGUAUCCUUUCGGCUCAAUCGUUGUCAUCCUCGAAACAGUCUUCCAGAGCCUCAAUUCCCUCAUGCUGGGUUCAAAGCUUGUCUUCCAGAGCCUCCAUUCCCUCAUGCUGAGCUUGUUAGUCUUGGAAGACUCAGACACUAUAACAACAUCCAUGAUAUGCAGAAUGAUUUCAAAUGUCCUUGUAUUGUGUUCACUGGUCAUCCAUCAUUGAGGAUAGGAGAUGUUAUUCAUUUCAUAGAACUUUGGGGAAAGUCUUCAACAAACACUAUUAUAUUUACAGAACCAGACUACCCAUAUUUAGAUGCUCUAGGACCAUUCCAGCCAAUACAGAUGAGGGUAUGUUACUGUCCAAUAGACACCAGUUUGAGUUUUUCUCAAGCCAACAAACUUGUGAAAGAUCUGAGACCUCAACAUCUAGUUGUAGCUGAGAGUUACACCACCCCACCCACUUCAGUGUCACAGAGACCAGAUCUGGUUAUUAGCUCUGAAUCUGCUCCUAUUACUUACAAACAAGGGGAGGUAAUCACUCUACCAGUGAAAAGGAAGUUUGAAUGUAUAGAGCUGGAUCCCACUUUAGCAGCAUCACUGGAACCAGUAGAAAUAAAACCGGGCUCGGCAGUAUCUAUGGUGAAUGCUUCAUUGGUUGUCAAGGACAACAAAUACAUCCUAGAGCCUUUACCCACAACAGACCAGAAGAAACAGAAGACUGGAGAUAAACCAGUCAAGCCAAAAUCUUACAUAUUUGGAAGCCUCAAUACCAAAGUGUUUGUUGAUACACUUUCAAAGCAAGGAAUUACAGAUAUAAAACUUGAAGAGAGUGAUGACGGCUCUAUAAUUCAUUUGCCAAAUGACGACACAUUGAUACAAGUGGAGCAGGGAUCUACACAUAUCAUGUGUGGUGGAGACGAGAAUGUGAGGAUCAAAAUCAGAGACACUUUGUUACAGUGUUUACAGAAAUUAUAGCAGAAUCAGCGAAUCAGGAUUUAACACCUCUCCUAGAAGCAUGACCGUGAUAGCUGAAACUGUGACAGGUGUGGCAAAGUUUU